Procambarus clarkii (red swamp crayfish) is the source of this 3007-nucleotide messenger RNA. NCBI's taxonomy places the organism in Eukaryota, Metazoa, Arthropoda, Malacostraca, Decapoda, Cambaridae. The record is from RefSeq and is a predicted model, not a curated record.
GGCAGGCGACUCAGUGUCGGUCGGGAAGGUGGCGAGUGUGUGCCCGUCGCUGUUCCUGCCUGCCUCUCCUCCUUCCCCCCCAGGGGCACCAAACUCACGUGUCCUGCCCCUCGGUACCUUGGUAACCCCCCCGUGUGUCCUGGCACUCAUGUCCACCAGUGGCUGAGACCCAGAUGCAAGAGUGUUAGUAAAGGCGUCGACGCCUGGUUCACGGGACACAACCUGCGGUUUGACUGAAUUAAGAUUGGAGGGAUAAAUAAUUACGGAUAUUGAUUCCCCCGCCUCUUCUUUUCCCCCCCCUUCCCUACCCCCCUCUACCCCACUCCCCUCCCUAUCAACGUCCGCCUCAAUAGCAGUGAGGGGAACUACCAGAAGAUCUGUGGUCAGCUGGGAGCCAGGAAGGUGUCGCCACGACGGAACAAGACGCCAUAGCCUCGUGGUGUGUACCCGCACACUGCUCACGUCUCCCUAUAAUGUCCACACUGAAGCCUUCACACAGCUAAGAACAAUACGGGAAGUAAAGGAGAGACGAGACGUGGCUGCAGCCGGCGCUCCUCAACACAUCUCAGAUGGGCGUGUGGAAGUGCGUGGUGGUGGCCUGCAGCCUGGCCGUGGGCGUGGGCGGCCAGCGAGCGCCCUGCUACGAGUGUGAGAUGUACAAGGACGCCCACCCUCACUCCAACCCUUACAUAGCUAUCCGCGCCCACUGCGUGUACCCGUGCGGGUGUGAGGGCGUGCCAGAGUGCGCGCCAGGCGUGCGGGUGGUGAUGGACGGGUGUGGCUGCUGCUGGCAGUGUGCGCGCCAGCUGGACGAGCCUUGCGACGGUGCCACCGUCUGUGACGUCGCCGCGGGACUCACCUGCCACUACGCCACCACCGCUGACCCCACCGGCACCUGCCAGGAGGUGCGGCCUGCCAAGUGUACCGUCAACAACCGAACAUACGACCAUGGCCAGAUCUUCGCACUUGACUGUCGCACCCAGUGUUCCUGUCAGAACGGGACGUACGCGUGUGUGCCACUGUGCCCCAGCGAGAACAUCCCGCCGGGGGAAGAGUGCCACAACCCACACCUGGUGACGGUGCCAGGCCAGUGUUGCCGCGAGUGGAUGUGUGACACCGACCCAGGUAAGGCUGUGGGUCCGCCGGCGUGCGCACGAGAGUCUGGCAGCUGGUCGGCGUGCUCCAGGGGCACGUGCGGCGCCGGCAUGUCCGUGCGCUGGACCACCGACAACCCUGACUGCCGCCCUCUCAACCAAACACGUUUGUGUCAAGUCCGGCCGUGUCAGGAGCGGCUCCGGCGCGACCCCCAGCAGUCAACACCGCCCGACACAGCCGUCAAGUUCUCCAGGAAACAUCAUAUUAGACGCGGACACACGUGCAAGGCGACACAGAGGCAAGUGAAGUCGGUACGACUCCGUGCAGGCUGGUGCGUCAGCGAGCACCGCUACAAACCCAAGCAGUGCGGCGCGUGCACAGACCGCUGCUGCACAGUACACGCCUCCACCACCAUCUCCGUCGCAUUUCUGUGUCCUCUCCACUACAACAACGACCUGUCAGCGCCGCGACCCCGCUACCACAUCCUCUCCAGACUCCGGCGCACACGCCCCGUCCCCCACACCACCACCACCACCACCACUCAUGUUCCUGACGUGUACGACAUGAUGGAUGAAGGACAACCUAUCCUGGAACCUGCUCUAACCUAUCCACAACGAGCACAAGAAGAUGAACCAGCAAUCGAGGAGCACCCUGUCACCGACCACUUUCAUGGUCACAACCACCGCCGUGGUCACGACCACCUGCAUGGCCUCAACCACCACCACCGUGGCCAUAGUCGUGCAGCCAGUGACUACUAUAAAUACAACGUAGUCGGAGGCGGCGCGGCCGACGACCAUGACGCGACCCUACAGUUGGUACACAGCAACUUACUUGUGGAGGACGACCUGGAGUACGAGCACAUCAAGAGCGACAGCUAUGAGGUGGUACAUCAUCAAGUGGAGUGGAUCCUGCGGUGUAAGUGUAGCCGGACCUGUGAGCCUCAGCCACACACACACCAGACACAACCACAAGCCACAAAAGGAACACAAGGAACGCUUACGUAACGUUUAGGACGUGCGUGUACACCUAGACCUGAAUGACAGGAAUCACCGCGUUACUUCUGAUGACUUACAAGGAACACUUCGCGGCCGGGCAGCACGGAGUAUAUAUGUACCCACGCCACACUACACCUGGCCCUAUAGCCCGUGCUACAUGGACAUUUCGUUCUGAGUAGCUAAAUCUAAAACAAGAAGAAGAACAACACCUGGCCAGAGAUGGUGUGGUCUCUGGCCUGGAGUGUGCCGCCAGACUACACCAGGUGUGGUCUCUGGCCUGGAGUGUGCCGCCAGACUACACCAGGUGUGGUCUCUGGCCUGGAGUGCGCCGCCAGACUACACCAGGUGUGGUCUCUGGCCUGGAGUGCGCCGCCAGACUACACCAGGUAUGGUCUCUGGCCUGAAGUGCGCCGCCAGACUACACCAGGUGUGGUCUCUGGCCUGGAGUGCGCCACCAGACUACACCAGGUGUGGUCUCUGGCCUGAAGUGCGCCGCCAGACUACACCACAGCGGACUCUUAACGCCUUGUGAAGAAUCAUGUACAACACAUAUCUUUGUUUAUAAGUUUAAUUGCCUUCACAGUGUCCUCAGUACUGGGAAGCGGUCUUCAGACAUGACCAUUUGACAUGACAACUUGGGAUUUAUUAAAGAAAUCAGGUUUGGUGUGACCGUUAACCACUUACACAAAGUGUCCUUGGCCCCUUGAAACGUUUAACUAAAUAUGUGAUUAUUUUACAGUUGAAGUUAAUAGUUGCACAUUUACCUGAAUGAUGGGUAAAUGCUAAGUAUCCCAGGUAUUAUAGUGAUGUAGGCCUUGAAUAUCAUUUGUCAAUACUGUAUAUGUAUGUAUGAAGCCAACUUAGAAUGUAUGUAUUUUUUGUAUAUAUAUAUAUAUAUAUAUAUAUAUAUAUAUAUA